UCGAAUGCCUUUUUUGGAAUUGGAAGAAACCACAAUGAAAAAAAACAGAGUUUUUAAAUAUUUAAUAACCUAGGUUUCUCUGUGCUACAUCGAUCGACCCUUUUUUCAACGACGAUGAUGAUGUCAAAUCUUCCAAAGGAUUUGGUGGAGGAGAUUCUCUAUAGGGUUCCGUUUAUACACCUAAGAGCAGUGAGAUCUACUUGCAAAAUGUGGAACGAUAUAUCCAAAACUAGGAGCUUUGUAAACAAGCACAUCCACAAAGCAGCCGUGUCAAGGGAAAGAGAGUUUCUCACGGUCACGGAAUUUGAUGUUUGUUUGGUCGGCGUCAAUCUCCAUACAAUAAGUCAAAACAACGACGUUGAUCUAUCUAUAAAGCGCAAAGCCAAACUUAUUAGCCGAGGCAAGACAACUGAAGUAUUCCAUAAAUCUCAAGUAAUUCAGUGCAACGGUCUAUUCUUAUGUGUAUGGGGACACAUGCUUGUUGUUUUGAACCCGUAUUGGGGACAAACAAAAUGGAUCUUACCAAGAGCUCCUUACGAGAGAUUAGACAAGUAUGCUCUCGGAUACGACAAAUCCAGCGGUAGCCACAAGAUCUUGAGGCUUUUUGGUAUUAGCGUAAACUGCCUCAAAAUCUACGACUUGAGCUCCAAGUCAUGGAAGGUUCCUGACGGCACUCUUGAAUGGGAUAUGAAGGAUAUGAAAGAUUGUGUGUCUUUGAAGGGAGAUACUUACUGGUAUGGUAGAGAUAAAGAAUCAGAAAAAUAUUGUUUGUUAUGUUUUGAUUUUACAAGCGAGAUGUUUGGACUGCGUCUGCCUCUGCCCUUCAAUGAGGAUUAUGCGACUCUAUCUGCAGUUAAAGAAGAGAAGCUUGCGGUGUUAUUGCAGCUGUGGGAUAAAAUGGUUAUUUGGGUAACGAACAAUAUUGAGCCUGAUGCGGUGUCGUGGAUCAUCUUCUUGAAAAUUGAUAUGAAACCAAUUAUACAUUAUUACAAUAAUACCUAUGGGUAUGGGGAUUUCUUCAUUGACGAGGAAAAGAAAGUGGCAGUUGUUUUUGAGAAAGACAGGUCACCGUGGGUUGGAACCAUUUACAAGAGAGCUCACAUCAAUGGAAAGAAUGGUUAUAUCAAAAGUGUGGAUCUCCGUAAAUCUCCAAACACACUAGAGUUUCGCCGUCUAUGUUCUUAUGUUCCAAGUUCUAUGAAAAUCAUGUAA
Messenger RNA from Camelina sativa (false flax), 1212 nucleotides. RefSeq names its product putative F-box/kelch-repeat protein At3g20710. The record is from RefSeq and is a predicted model, not a curated record. Lineage: Eukaryota; Viridiplantae; Streptophyta; Magnoliopsida; Brassicales; Brassicaceae. Gene Ontology annotation, molecular function: protein binding.